Messenger RNA from Lathyrus oleraceus (garden pea), 3620 nucleotides. RefSeq names its product N-terminal acetyltransferase B complex auxiliary subunit NAA25. Gene Ontology annotation, cellular component: NatB complex; cytoplasm. Gene Ontology annotation, molecular function: protein binding. The transcript is spliced from 19 exons. The coding region runs from base 190 to 3225 and encodes 1011 amino acids. The record is from RefSeq and is a predicted model, not a curated record. Gene Ontology annotation, biological process: N-terminal peptidyl-methionine acetylation. Lineage: Eukaryota; Viridiplantae; Streptophyta; Magnoliopsida; Fabales; Fabaceae.
AAUCCUUUCGAACCUUGGUCAGUACUGUACACUCCAAUCCCAAUCUCAAAGCCCAGUUGUGUUUCACACUUUCACUUUACUUCUAACUUCUAGGUUUUCUCCAUCUUCAGCCCCCCUCUCUCUAUCUCUCUCCCCCGAAACUAUUCGCGUCUUUCCGACGAAGAAAAACCAACACCACGCUUCUCUCCAAUGGCAUCAAAGUUCGGCUACGCCGGCGGUAUUCCCGAACGGAAGGUUCGUCCGAUAUGGGACGCCAUUGAUUCUCGUCAGUUUAAGAACGCCCUCAAACACGUUACAACGCUCCUCGCUAAGCACGCUAAUUCACCUUACGCACUCGCUCUUAAAGCUCUCGUUCUUGAAAGAAUGGGGAAACCAGAGGAUGCUUUCUCUGUUUCACUCAAUGCUAAGGAGCAUCUCUUUUCCAAUGAUUCUCUUUUGAUUGAUGAUCUCACUCUCAGUACAUUGCAGAUAGUGUUUCAGCGUCUGGAUCGCCUGGAGUUGGCUACUGAAUGUUAUGAACAUGCCUGUGGUAAAUUUCCUAAUAAAAUGGAACUCAUGAUGGGAUUGUUUAACUGCUAUGUUCGCGAGUACUCGUUUGUGAAACAGCAACAGACAGCUAUCAAAAUGUACAAGCUUGCAGGAGAAGAAAAAUAUCUUCUUUGGGCUGUUUGUAGCAUCCAGUUACAGGUGCUGUGUGGCAACGGAGGAGAUAAACUUUUAGUGUUAGCUGAAGGCUUACUUAAGAAACAUGUUGCUUCACAUAGCUUACACGAGCCUGAAGCUCUUAUGGUUUACGUUUCCAUAUUGGAACAACAAGCUAAGUUUGGGGAUGCUUUGGAAAUUCUAUCGGGGAAAAUGGGAUCACUUUUGAUGAUUAAAGUUGAUAAGCUAAGACUGCAGGGGAGACUCCUGGCUCUGGCAUGUGACUACACUGCUGCUGCUGAUAUCUUUCAAAAAAUUCUUGAGUCAUGUCCAGACGAUUGGGAGUGUUUCCUUCAUUACCUAGGCUGUUUGCUGGAAGAUGGAAGCAUUUGGUGUGAUGAGGCUGUUAAUGAUCCAGUUCACCCCCCAAAAUUUGUCAGUUGCAAAGUAUCACACUUGACAGAUGAACAGUUUGACAGUCGAAUAUCAAUUGCAUCAGCUUUUAUACUGAAGUUGCAAACAGACACUUCUGAUAAUUCUGUAAGAUGUCCGUACCUAGCAACUAUAGAAAUCGAACGAAGGAGGCAUUUGCGUGGGAAGGGAAACGAUGACAACUUAAUGGAUGUCAUUGUGCAAUACUUUUGCAGGUUUGGUCAUUUGGCAUGCUUUACUUCUGAUGUUGACAUGUUUGUUGAAGUCUUCACUACUGAUAAGAAGGCAGAGCUCUUUGGGAAGUUGGUGAAAUACAAUGACACAUUAUCAACUCCACCAACCAAGGCACUUGGGCUUUCUAUAAGCCUUUCUAAAAUUAAACAACAGUUAUUGCUAGGGGACAUGUUUAAGUCUUCUGCAAGUGAUGUUGAGGACUCAUGUGCUCAAAUGUUUGAAAUGUAUUGCAAAAACCUUCCACUUUCAAAGGGUUUUGAUCCUCAAGAGAGCAUGCAUGGUGAGGAGUUGCUUUCAAUUACAUGCAAUAUUUUGGUUCAGCUAUUCUGGUGUACCAAAAAUGUCGGCUAUUUGGUAGAGGCGGUCAUGGUUAUGGAGUUUGGCUUGUCGAUACGAAGAUAUGUAUCACAGUACAAGAUAUUACUAUUGCACUUGUAUUGCCACUUUGGUGCUCUUUCAGUGGCACAUGAAUGGUAUAAAUCACUGGAUAUCAAGAAUAUCUUAGCGGAAAGUAUGUUACACCACAUUUUGCCUCAGAUGUUGGUCUCUCCACUAUGGUCCGAGUUAAAUGGUCUGCUAAAGGACUACCUGAAGUUUAUGGAUGACCACUUCAGAGAAUCUGCAGAUUUAACAUCUCUUGCCUAUCAUCAUAAAAAUUACUCAAAAAUAAUGGAAUUUGUCCAGUUCAAAGCUAGGUUGCAACAUUCUAGUCAGUAUUUGGUGGCACGAGUUGAAACACCCCUUUUACAGCUAAAACAGAAUGCAAAUAACAUUGAAGACGAAGAGGGCAUCCUUCAAAGCAUGAAAUGUGGGAUUCACUUCCUUGAGCUGUCUAAUGAGAUUGGGUCGAAGUCUUUGACCUUCAAUGAAGACUUGGAGUCAAGGCCCUGGUGGACACCAACAUUAGAGAAAAAUUACCUUCUAGGGCCAUUCCAAGGGAUUUCGUAUUGUCCUAGAGAAGUAUCUACCAAAGAAAGGGAGACAAGUUUAAAGAGAGACAUUGAGAAGAAAUCCUUACUCCCACGGAUGAUCUAUCUAUCAAUUCAAAGUGCUUCGUCAUCAAUCAAGGAGCAUGUGGUCAACGGUUCUGUUACACCAGGCAUCACAUUGGAGCUGAAAUUUUUGCUGGAGCGUUUUGCACAGUUUUUGGGCUUUUCUCUUAGUGAAGCAGUAGAAGUGGUCAAGGGUUUCUCUAAUGGCGAAAGAUCUGUGGUUUCUGACUCCAACUUGAUUGACUGGUUGAAUUUUACUGUAUUCUUAAAUGCGUGGAACUUGAGUUCCCAUGAACUGGUACAGCCAGAUAGAAAUGAACGAAAGCCUAUUAUUUGGAAUAUCUUAGAUUCAAUGUUGGAAAAGUAUAUUUUUGAGAAGGUUAGGUCCAUGGAACCCCAGCUAUGCUCUCCUUGGAGUGACAUUCAACUUCUGAUGCAGUUAGUUACAGAACCUUUGGCGUGGCAUGGACUUGUGAUCCAGUCUUGUCUAAGAUCUUGUCUUCCAUCAAGUAAGAAGAAAAAGAGAAGUGGGCCGGCCUAUCAGUCUAGCUCAAAUUUGGCUCAUGCAAUCACAGAUUCUGUUCAGCAAUUAUCUCUUGUAUUGGAGGAUGUUAUGAAAUGGCUAAAUGAAUGGAACAAAAGACCUGAAGAUGAGAACUCGGAGGACAUUCUUUGUCUUCUCCGGAAAGAUGGGCAUAAUGAUGGGCCAGGCCGGGUCUUUCACAUUUUAGAAACAUUUAUUUCCACUAUGAGUAAUGAGGAAGUUGGUGACCGUAUAUACCACUCACUUAAGUCUUGGAGUCCUGCUGAUGUUGCCAGAAAAAUGAUGACAGGGAAGCUUAAAGUCUUGAUGGAAUUUUCAGCCAUUUGUGAAUCAAAAUUGAAGUUAUUGCAGUCUCUGAAACAGCAGAUAGCUCAAGUGUGAAGAAAUGUCAUCAGUGGCUGGUGCAGGAGUUUUAUUUCAGCUUGACAAACUACUCAUUAAUCAGUCCUGAAAGGAAACUUCAAUGGCAGGGGUUGAGAAAAUGUGCUUCAGUUCUGCUGUUAUUUUUAUUUGUUUCUUCUACUGAUUUUAUGAGACAAGCUUCUGUCCAAGUCACGGUGUUAUUGCUUGCUUACUAUUGGCUCUAGUUUAGUCGGUCAUUCUGUAAAAUUUUCCGGAGUGCACAUUCAACCGUCCCCCCUUUAUGCUGAUGGUGGAGAAUUUUAGCUGUUUGUCUGUGCAAAAAUUUUGGUAAUGUACUAUUGGAUUGAAUUUUUUGAAUAAUACUUUUCCCGUUUCAAAAUGAAUGUCACCUUAACAAAAUUUUUGUUUUAAAA